This is a messenger RNA of Oncorhynchus gorbuscha (pink salmon), 3995 nucleotides long. RefSeq names its product protein phosphatase Slingshot homolog 1-like. Gene Ontology annotation, cellular component: cytoplasm. Gene Ontology annotation, biological process: negative regulation of actin filament polymerization; actin cytoskeleton organization; protein dephosphorylation. Gene Ontology annotation, molecular function: protein tyrosine/serine/threonine phosphatase activity; actin binding. Lineage: Eukaryota; Metazoa; Chordata; Actinopteri; Salmoniformes; Salmonidae. The record is from RefSeq and is a predicted model, not a curated record. The coding region runs from base 295 to 3480 and encodes 1061 amino acids. The transcript is spliced from 15 exons.
ACAUUCCCUGGUGGAAGCGGUUUUGUGCAGGCUAGUGAGAAAGCCGCAACAUGGGGAACGAUAAGUACAUGCUCUGUACGUUCUUACUAUGAAAUUCGUCUAUUUUUAUUUGAGAAAAUUCAAAAGGAACAACUGGCUUCCAGAUUUUAGGACGAUGGAAAUUUAACGGCGAUGAAAUUCUCUGCUUCGACCGCUAUAGACGUUGACACCAAGAAACAAUUUCCUUAGGUUAUUCACCCGGAAUAAAGCUGUUCUCUGGACAGGCUACACCGGCCUGUGCAGACUCUCUCAGCCAUGGCUCUGGUUACUUUGCAGCGCUCCCCUACCCCAAGCGCUGCAUCCACAGCCAGCACAACCACCACCAACGUGGGGGAGGACUUUGGGAGUGAUGAUGAGCGCCGGCUAAAUCAGAGCCUGAGCGAGAGCUUCUUCAUGGUGAAGGGUGCCGCCCUCUUCCUGCAGCAGGGCAGCAGUCCUCAGGACCAGAAAGCACAUCCCCACCACAAACAUGCAGGAGACUUACCUCAGCACCUGCAGGUGAUGAUCAACAUUCUUCGCUCGGAGGACCGAAUCAAACUGGCGGUGCGGUUGGAGAGUGCCUGGUCAGACAGAGUGCGUUACAUGGUGGUGGUGUACACCAGCGGACGACAGGACACAGAGGAGAACAUCCUGCUGGGCAUAGACUUCAGCGACAAGGACAGUAAAAGCUGCUCCGUUGGCAUGGUGCUGCCUCUGUGGAGUGACACCAAGAUCCAUCUGGAUGGAGACGGGGGUUUCAGUGUGAACACAGUGAGCCGGAAUCAUGUCUUCAAACCUGUGUCUGUACAGGCCAUGUGGUCGGCUCUGCAGAUCCUCCACAAGGUGUGUGAGGUGUCCCGCAGGUACAACUACUUCCCCGGGGGCAUGGCCCUCACCUGGAUGGGUUACUAUGAGAGCUGCAUCGCCUCAGAGCAGAGCUGCAUCAACGAGUGGAACGCCAUGAGAGACCUGGAGACCUUGCGGCCUGACUCUCCCACCAUGUUUGUCGACAAGCCCACAGAAAGGGAGCGGACAGAGUGCCUUAUCAAAGCCAAACUCCGUAGCAUCAUGAUGUUCCAGGACCUGGAGAACGUCACCUCUAAACAGAUCCGGACGGAGCUGGAGCAGCAUAUGAGCUGUAACCUGAUGCAGUAUAAGGAGUUCAUCGACAACGAGAUGCUGCUGAUCCUGGGCCAGAUGGACAAGGCAACACUCAUAUUUGACCACCUCUAUCUGGGAUCUGAAUGGAAUGCCUCCAAUCUGGAAGAGCUUCAGGACACUGGGGUGGGCUAUAUCCUCAACGUCACCAGGGAGAUAGAUAACUUCUUCCCAGGAACAUUCUCCUACCACAACAUACGGGUCUAUGAUGAGGAGACUACAGACCUGCUGGCCCACUGGAAUGAGACAUACAACUUCAUAGUUAAAGCAAAGAAGAACCACUCCAAGUGUCUGGUCCACUGUAAGAUGGGUGUCAGCCGCUCGGCCUCCACCGUUAUUGCUUACGCCAUGAAGGAGUAUGGUUGGUCACUGGAGAAGGCCUUCAACUUUGUCAAGCAGAAGAGAAGCAUCACACGGCCCAACACAGGCUUCAUGAGACAGCUGGCUGAGUACGAGGGCAUCCUGGAUGCCAGUAAGCAGCGUCACAACAAGCUGUGGCGUCCUGACCGCCCCGACCCAGACUGUGACCUCCAUGAGGGACUGCAGGCCCAGUGCUGUGGGGGGGAGUACCCAGCGAACCGUACCCCUGAGCCGGGGAUGUCCCCCUGCUAUGAGGAGGCUCUUGAAGAGAAGGGGGCGGCAUGUCCCCUUUCCCCCUGCAGGAUGAUCAGCCUGGAGGUGGACCCCGCCUACAACAACUACUACUUCCGCAGGCUGUCUGACUCUGCCCUGGACAGUGACCCCUCCACGCCGGUGCGCGCUCCGCCCCUCCUGGACAUGGAGCGGGUCUUCAUAGAGAUUGAGGACGUGGAGCGCGACGCCCUGCUGGAUGACGAGGCCUUUGAGGGGCGGGAGGGCCUGCCGCUGCCACACUUUGGGCUGGCUGGGGUGGGGACGGCGGCCCAGACCUCUUGCCGGGGACCAGAGCCCCUGGAAGAGCUGCGCCUGCGUCUGGAGUUCAGCACUGUAGAGGAGGAGGAUGAGGAGGAGGUUCAGAAAGAUGAAGCAGAGAUGGAGGCGUUAGCACAGCCAGGAGGAAGAGUGGGGAGUGCAGGAGGAGGUGAUGGUGAUGGAGAGGUGGAGAUGGUUCAGGAAGAGGAGGGAGAGAAGGAGGGCAAUGGGCUGGACCUGGUAACCCUGAACCAGAACUCCAACAAUAACAACCACUUUAAUACCCUGUCCAGCCUCAAUGACACUGCUCCUUCCAAACCCGCUCACCCAGUCAAGCAUUCAGCCCUCUCGCGAUCAGACAACAAGCCCAGCCAUAACAUGGAUUCACUGACCCAGGAUUCUGAUCUCUGCCUUAACCCCACACACCUCCCCAGUGUGCCCAGUGUCUCUGUGGAGGUCCCAAGUGCCACUCUCCCUCUCCCACUUACCUCCCCCGACACACCCUGUUCCCCCAGCCUGCUGCACCCCUGUGGCCCUCUGUGUGACUGUGCCAACUGUGCUGCUCUGCCCUCUACACCUCUGCCUGAUGCCCAGGACUCCCCCUGCUAUCUGACAUCUGAGGACAUGGCUGGUGAGGCCAAGGGUGAGGAAGGGAAGCUUUUAGGGGUCUCUGAGCCUCUCCCUGUCACAGAGCUGCUGGGACUGAGCCUGGAGGAGAAGAGGCCGGCGGUGGCCUGCUACGUGGCCCAGCAGCAGGAGACUCUAGUGGAGCUACAGAGGUCAGGGCUGGUCCGCCGAAGGGCAGAGAGGCUGGAGAGGCUGUCAGGUCUGUCCCAGGAGGGGCUUCAUUCCUUGGAGCCUCUAGACAGCCCCCACUCAGGAGCCAGAGAGGUUCCCAGUCCUGUAGAGGUAGAGUUCUCAGCUUUCCCAGAAGACUUCCCCAAGUCCUCCACACCAUGCCCAGUGCCCCUGGAGCUUCUGGUGGUUCCUCUGACUAACGAGGUCCUGCUGGGUGCAGUGGGGUCUGGGGGGGUGACGCCCAACUCUUCCCCCCAUGGCUCCACACUGACACGUAGCUCCAGCAGUGACAGCAUCCGCAGCGUCAGGGGCAAACCCGGCCUGGUGCGCCAGAGGGCUCAGGAGAUCGAGACCCGCAUGCGGCUGGCCGGCCUCACCGUGCCAUCAAGCCUCAAACGCUCCAACUCACUAGCCAAACUGGGCAGUCUCAACUUCUCGGCUGAAGACCUGUGCUCCGUCUGCUCCUCGGAUGCAGGCACCCUCCUGCUCCUCUCUCUUUCCCCAGAGCCAGGCCUAGAAUGGGAGUGCCCCUCCACCUCUUCCUCCGCCCAGCCCAGAGCACACAGGGACCAGACCACCCCAGAGAGAGCACUGUCCGGGGGUCCCAGGAGCUGACAGGAAGGAUGGAGGGACACUCCUCCACCCAUCCCUCCAUCCCCCACUCUGAGCUGGGGAGGGUCACACAGAUUUUGGAGAGGGGAGAGGGACAGUCUUAAAAAACAAAUGUGUAUAUAGAAUUAUACAUGUAUAAAUAAACAUUUGAAUAAUAUAAAUAUAUAUUAAUAUAAAUCCACAUCAUAUUUAAGGAAAAAUUAACAGAAUCCAAAUAUUAUACCAUAAUCCAGAUGGUAUCUUGGUUAAAGCCUGCUCGGUAUCUUGGUUAAAGGCUGCUCGGUAUCUUGGUUAAAGGCUGCUCGGUAUCUUGGUUAAAGGCUGUUCUUGCAUGGAGCGCAAUGAAUGUGUGUGCAAAGAUGAACCUCCUACAGAAGACCUGGUCUCCAUCAGGACUUAAAGUGGUUUUCAUGUCUGGUCAUCUGCCUUUCUAGCUGUCCAGAGAUCAGAGUUACAGCUUUAUCAUCAUCAUAAUCAGUAUUAUAUUAUCAUCAUCAUAAUCAUUAUCAUCACCAUCA